GCAACUCCUGCGUCUCAAAGGAGGAGUCUCGAGGAAUGUAUUUGUCAGACACAGUCAGUCCCAUCCGACCUGUGAAGAAAGCAGGACGCAUGAUUUCUGUGAAACUAUUUGGCAUUCACCUCAUCACACAGAAUGGCACAACAAGGAAGCAAGUCAGUAAAAUUCCACUGUUCAGUCUGUCGGGAUCUACUGAAGGAUCCGGUGACUAUUCCCUGUGGACACAACUACUGUAUGAGCUGUAUUAAAGGACAAUGGAAUAAUGAGGAUCCAAAAGGAGCCUACAGCUGUCCUCAGUGCACAAAGAGUUUCAUAUCGAGGCCUGAGCUGGAGAAAAACAGCAUGUUAGCAGAGUUAGUAGAGGACUUGAAGAUAUCUGGACACCAAGCUGCUUCAGCUGAUCUCUGCUAUGCUGGACCUGAAGAUGUUUCCUGUGAUGUCUGCACUGAAGAGAAGCUGAAAGCAGUGAAGUCCUGUCUGGUAUGUUUGGUUUCUUACUGUGAGCAACACCUCCAGCCUCACUAUGACUCCUCUGCCUUUGACAAACACAAGCUGGUCAAACCAUCGAACAGGCUGAAAGGGAACAUCUGUUCAACUCAUAAUGAGGUGAUGAAGAUGUUCUGCAUUACUGAUCAGCAGUGUAUCUGUUAUGUCUGCUGCCUGGACAAACAUAAACGCCAUGUAACAGUUCCAGUUGAAGUUGAAAGGGCAGAAAAAGACAAAGACCUUAAGAUGAAUCUGCAGGAAGUCCAGAAGAAAAUUCAGACCAGAAUGGAGGAAGGUGAAGUGCUUGAGAAAGAGAUGGAGGGGAUCAAACUGUCUGCUGAUAAAACAAUUGAAGACAGUGAUGCCAUCAUCGAUGAGCUGUUGAGUUAUAUUAAAGAAAAAGGCUCAAAUCUAAAGCAGCAGAUCAAAUCCCAGCAGGAAACUGAGAAAGAGUCGAGUCGAAGAGCUUCAGAAGAAGCUGGAGCAGGAGAUCACUGA
This is a messenger RNA of Haplochromis burtoni (Burton's mouthbrooder), 981 nucleotides long. Its product is annotated as E3 ubiquitin/ISG15 ligase TRIM25-like. The transcript has 2 exons. Gene Ontology annotation, molecular function: zinc ion binding. The record is from RefSeq and is a predicted model, not a curated record. NCBI's taxonomy places the organism in Eukaryota, Metazoa, Chordata, Actinopteri, Cichliformes, Cichlidae. Bases 133 to 981 code for a protein of 282 amino acids.